Molecule: messenger RNA, 338 nt
Organism: Amphimedon queenslandica
Lineage: Eukaryota; Metazoa; Porifera; Demospongiae; Haplosclerida; Niphatidae
Product: N-alpha-acetyltransferase 38, NatC auxiliary subunit-like
Exons: 2
Coding region: 61-318 (85 amino acids)
Molecular function (GO): RNA binding
Source: RefSeq, a predicted model, not a curated record
UUGCUCAAUAAGAGGUUGAGGAUCAGUAUAAAGGACGGGAGAGUGAUUGACGGGCACUUUAUGUGCACUGAUAACUCUUGUAAUGUUGUCCUAAGUAACUGUGAGGAAUUUCUCACACAAGAAGACGUUGUGAAAGCUAAAAAUCGUGACACGAGUGAGACUGUUAACAUAAGAACACUAGGACUGGCUAUAGUCCCUGGGGAUCAAAUACUAACAAUAUCAGUCCAGGACACCUUGUUAUCCAAUGAAUUACUAGAACACAUCAAUAGUAGUAAUAAUACCACUGCGAGUAGCAGUGAGACCAGUAUCAGUUCAUGAUGUAAAAAUAUUAUUUAUGA